This is a messenger RNA of Debaryomyces tyrocola, 1110 nucleotides long. Lineage: Eukaryota; Fungi; Ascomycota; Pichiomycetes; Serinales; Debaryomycetaceae. The record is from the annotation of a GenBank genome assembly.
AUGUCAGAUGGACUAGUUACAGCUAAACGUUCGCCGGAAUCAAAUGAAAGACCCGAUCUGAAAAAGCCAAAGCUUAUCACUGACUUUUUUCAACGGAAGUCAAAUGAAAUCACCACUGGAACUAUCAAUAAACUAACGUCAAUUGAAACUACCAAUGCUCAGGAAAAUACGAUAAAUAUAUCAGCAUCGAGUGACACUAUAAGCAAACAUGAAAAACGUACGGUAAGUACCAAGGUCGAUAAAGAUGACUCAAAUGUUUCUGACGAAGAUAGAUACGCUGAGUUCUGUGCCGAACAUAAUUUCAAUAAACAAGAAUGGAUUGACUCUUUGACUACAGAAGAGAAAGACCUCUUAGACUUAGAGAUUAAAUAUUUGCAUAUUACAUGGUUAGUAUUUUUGCACAAAACAAUAACCAAACCAUACUUUUUAAAAUUAAAACAGUUUUUAAAAUCACAGUCAGACAAAACUGUCUUCCCUCCAAGGGAACAAAUCUAUUCAUGGUCUCAUUAUACCCCAUUACCUUCUAUAAAAUGUCUCGUAUUGGGCCAAGAUCCAUAUCAUAAUUUCAACCAAGCGCAUGGUUUAGCGUUCUCAGUCUUAGAGCCAACUAGACCCCCUCCAUCUUUAUUGAAUAUCUACAAGACUUUGAAAAUUGAUUAUCCCGAUUUCAUUAUUCCUGAAUAUCAAGUAUUGGCCAAACAAGGUAACCCCGGCGGAGGUAAUUUGACCAAGUGGGCCAAACGAGGUGUGCUCUUAUUGAAUGCUGUAUUAACAGUUGAAUGUCAUAAAGCAAAUAGCCACGCUCAACAAGGAUGGGAAACUUUCACAGAAGAAAUUUUGAAAACAGCAAUUCAUUAUUAUAACAAAGAGCAAUCAAAUGGUUUCGUUAUUAUGGCAUGGGGAACUCCAGCCCAGAAAAGAAUAAUGAAUUUCAAUUCUUUACUAAAUUCAAAUAAGUUUCUAGUGUUAAAAACAGUUCAUCCGUCACCAUUAUCUGCACGAAGAGGCUUUUUUGAUCUGAAAGUUUUCAAAAACUGUAAUGAAUGGUUGAACGAAAACGGUAGCAGUAAGAUCGAUUGGGGCUUAAUAGAUGGUAACGUAGUUCUUUAG